Linnemannia hyalina is the source of this 1356-nucleotide messenger RNA. NCBI's taxonomy places the organism in Eukaryota, Fungi, Mortierellomycota, Mortierellomycetes, Mortierellales, Mortierellaceae. The record is from the annotation of a GenBank genome assembly.
AUGCCUCGACAAAGCUCGCUUGCAUUCAUCCCGCUCCUCACCCUCUACAUCUUGGCCCUCACUUAUCUCUCCCCUUCAGCUCACGCCCACCCCUUCCUCGCCUCUGUCUCUGACAAUAUUGGCGGAAACGACAACUCACAGCGCCCGUUCAACUCGCACCGCCACCCCAGUUCGCGAUAUGGCUCGCCGGUGACCAUCCUUUCAGAGGGCCAGGAACUUCCUGACGAAACGCUUUCGCUUCGACACCUCCUGCACCAUGGCGGCGAUCGGUACCCGGGCCUGUUUCGGAGGAUGGACCUGGAAGCGUCAGAUAUUCAACGAUCAGAGCUGUUGACGGGUGAGUCGCUUGUCCAUCGAGUCAAGGUGAAGGGCACCACGACUCUUAAACCCAGGGACCAGUCCUAUCGGAAUCAGGGGUUCAGGUCAUUUGAUACUUCGAUUGGUCCUGAGUCGUGGACCAAACAGGUUGUUCCAGCUCCCGAUGUGACAGACAAGGAGUCCGUCCUUCAACUCUCCAAGAUGAACUACAACUCUUACACCGAGGUAGCCAGUCCUGGUUGGUAUGACCUUGAGGGCAAUUGGUCUGUCAACUCGACCUUUGGCUGGGAGGAAGACGGCCUUCGCGGUCAUGUGUUUGCCUCGGCAGACAAUUCGACACUUAUCAUCGCCAUCAAAGGCACAAGUGCUGCCAUUCUUGGCGGAGGUGGCGGCACGUCCACGCGUGACAAGAUCAACGACAACCUCCUCUUUUCGUGCUGCUGUGCCAAGGUGGACAGAACCUGGCGUGGUGUCUGCGAUUGUAAUACUGGUGGAUACCAAUGUGACCAGACGUGCGUCGAGAACAGCGUUCAAAGCGGAGAUAUCUAUUACGGGAUCGCCAUGACACUUUUGUGGGCAGUCCAGGAUAUGUAUCCGGGCGCAGAGGUCUGGCUGACAGGACACAGUCUGGGAGGCGGACUCACCGCCUUGCUGGGACUGACGUUUGGUAUCCCAACAGUGACUUUUGAGACACCAGGAGACCGUCUUGCUGCCCAGAGACUGCAUCUUCCCAUGCCACCAGCCAUCAACUGGGACGAUUUCCCACUCUUUCACAUUGGACAUACUGCUGAUCCAAUCUUUCAAGGAGUUUGCAACGGCCCUGCUAGCACAUGCUACUACUCUGGCUUUGCCAUGGAAAGCAAAUGUCACACGGGGCGGACAUGCGUGUAUGACCCUGUCACGGAAGAUAAUUGGAAGGUCGACAUCCGAACACAUCGACUGUUUGAUACGAUUGAAGGCGUCAUCAAGGUCAAGGAGGUUCCACCCUGCAAGACCGAGGUUGACUGCAAAGAUUGUGAACUCUGGGAGUACAAGUAG